AUGGUGAAUGCAGCAAGUGGUGGAGGGCUAGUGAAUAAGACUCCAGGAGAUGCAACUAGGUUGAUUGCAGAGCUAGCAGAAAAUUCUAGGCAAUUCAGUCAGAGAACUCCCACGCGCCGGGUGAAUUUAGCAAAUUCGAAUACAACUGAGUUAGAGAGUCAAGUAGCUGAUUUGACUUCUAUGAUGCGUGAGUUCAUGGUGAACUCAAGGAAUCCACAGCAACUGAAUGCUUGUGGUUUAUGCACCUCCAUGGGACAUCCCACUGAUGCAUGUCCUCAAUUACAAGAGGAGCAGAAUGAGCAGGCCAACGCCUUAGGUUUUCAAGGGCAAGGUCCGCAGAGAAGAUAUGAUCCCUUUUCAAAUACCUACAACCCAGGAUGGAGAGAUCAUCCAAAUUUGAGAUAUGGGAAUUCCCAAGGAAACCAACAACAUCAGCAUGCUCAAGGUCAACAACAGUUUCAGCAAUAUAGGGCACCGUUCCUAACACCUCAAGGCCAAAGCUCUAAUUCAGGUAAUAUGUCAACUAAAGAAAUGAUUAGAUCACUAACUUCUAAUGUUUCUACCAUGCAGCAGAAUAUGAUGCAGUUUCAACAAGAAACUAGAUCAAGUAUUCAAAACCUGGAGAAUCAAGUCAGUCAAAUCUCAAGUGCAGUAAGCCGACUUGAAGCUAAGGACUCUGGAAAGCUUCCAUCCCAAACAGAGCUGAACCCUAAGCAACAAGUUAAUGCAAUAACAUUGAGAAGUGGCAAAAAGUUGCAAGAAACUGUAGUUGCACCUAAGAAGGCUAAAGACUUGAUUGGAGUUGAGGAAGAGGAAGUAGAACAAGAAACUAAGGCGAAUCCGCCAACCUUUACCUCUUAUGAGCCUGUGCCACCUUUCCCAGAAGCCUUGCAAGAUACUCGAAGGUGUGAGAAAGACAAGGAUAUUUAUGAGACUUUCAGCAAAUGUGAUGUAAAUAUGCCCCUCUUGAAUGUGAUUAAAAGUGUUCCUCGUUUUGCUAAGUUUAUGAAGGAACUGUUUUUCCAAAAGAAACUCCCAGAAAAAUGUGGUGAUCCUGGUAUGUUUACUAUUCCUGUUACAAUAGGAGACACCACAUUACACCGAGCCAUGUUGGACCUAGGUGCAUCAAUCAAUGUCAUUCCCUACUCCCUGUUUAAAUCUUUAGAACUUGGGCCUUUGCAUGAAACUGGGGUAGUAAUUCAGUUAGCUGAUAGGUCCAAUGUAUAUCCUAAGGGGGUAGUAGAAGAUGUACUUGUUAAGGUUGAUGGAUUGAUCUUUCCUGCUGACUUUUACGUCCUUGACAUGGAACAUGACAAACAAGCAGCCCCCAUCCUGUUAGGAAGACCUUUCUUAAAGACUGCUAAGACAAAAAUCGAUGUGUCUACCGGUUCUUUGACUAUGGAGGUUGAUGGGAAAGCAAUUGUGUAUAACAUUUAUGAUACCAUAAAGUAUCCUGUUGAUACUCAUUCUUUAUAUUCUAUAAAUGUUGUCGAUCCAAUAUUGCAUGAUGUUUCUAACAUUGAUCAUGGGGAUGAGCUCCUCACACCUAUUACUAAUGUUGUGUCUGGUGAUUGCUUGGAAUCUUCUAUACCUACUAAUGUGCAGGUGAAGGUGGCGGAAUUGAAUGAACAGUCCAAGCUUCCACCUAUACCACUAGGGGCAACACCCACCCCGUCAUCAUUUCCGGGCAAGAAAUUAUCCCAGGUAUACCACAAAGCAAAGAAUAAGGUGUGGCAUGACAAGAUGAGCUCCCGUUGGAAGGGUCCAAUUCAAGUUGACAAGGUCUAUCCGCAUGGAGCGGUAGAAAUUCGGAGUUUAGAGACCAACAACAUGUUCAAAGUGAAUGGAAAAAGGCUCAAACCAUACUACGAAGGGUUCAAGGUCGAGAAUUUGGAGAACAUCAAUCUCUACGAGCCAUCAAUUGAUUAA
Chenopodium quinoa (quinoa) is the source of this 1929-nucleotide messenger RNA. RefSeq lists its product as uncharacterized. The record is from RefSeq and is a predicted model, not a curated record. Bases 1 to 1929 code for a protein of 642 amino acids. The transcript is spliced from 2 exons. Lineage: Eukaryota; Viridiplantae; Streptophyta; Magnoliopsida; Caryophyllales; Amaranthaceae.